AUCUGAACAGCAUCAUUGCGUACGAUCACGACAACUGGUUGGAGAAGUAUAAGCGCGUAACGGAGUGCUUAGGAUUCUUUUCGCAGCUUGGCGCUUUGCUGCUUAUUUGUCGACAUGCCACCGAGCUGGAAGGUGAGGUAUGAUGGCUUUUCCUUAGAGUCGAGUGAAAAAUACACGCUGAUAUCGAUACAUAUGGACAUAUUGCAGCAACUUUCCCUGAUGCGCUUAAUUCUUCGAGCACAAUCGAAGCUGACCAAAAGUACCUCAAACAGGAAACGUGGCAACGUGUUUUGCAGCAGAAUUCUUAUUCUUCAAAAUGGGAUGAAAAUUGCGCCAUUCGAUCUGUUCGACUUCGAUAUGGAGUACUUUUUCGGGGUUCGUAAUACAAAAUGCAUCUCGCAAGCCAUUUAUUCUUAACAUUUCCCUUAAUUU
Molecule: messenger RNA, 432 nt
Organism: Anopheles stephensi (Asian malaria mosquito)
Lineage: Eukaryota; Metazoa; Arthropoda; Insecta; Diptera; Culicidae
Exons: 2
Coding region: 115-417 (100 amino acids)
Source: RefSeq, a predicted model, not a curated record